This is a messenger RNA of Alternaria postmessia, 1308 nucleotides long. RefSeq lists its product as uncharacterized. Lineage: Eukaryota; Fungi; Ascomycota; Dothideomycetes; Pleosporales; Pleosporaceae. Bases 1 to 1308 code for a protein of 435 amino acids. The record is from RefSeq and is a predicted model, not a curated record. The transcript has a single exon.
AUGAACUACAACGUCUUAACCCCCAAUCUACACCUCAACCGCGCCGCAAACGUUAAUAUGGGCAAAGUGAAGAAGAUCAUCCGCUCAAUGCGCGCUCGGCUGACGACAUCAAGCUUUGGAAGGAGCGAUGAUUCCACGAAUUCGUCCAUACCUAGCAUGAGGAGCAGAUCAAGAUCAACUUCCGAGACCCAAGCAACGGUCUGUAGCGGAUCACGAACAACAACAAUCUCCAACUUAGUAUCCGAGGAAUCUCUCUGCUCUAUUACUGCGAUACUAGAUAGAACGCUGAGUAACGUUCUUCCCUUCAGAGAUCAGGUCAAUAGGAAUAUAGGCCAUCUAGACGCACGAGUCGCUCUCGAAGUCAACACUACCAUACUGCGUUUCGUCGAGAGGUUACCACUUGAUGAGCUGCAAGCCGUUGGUCGAGGGUCUACGGUCUCCUUUCUCCCCAACGACAACGACACGAUAACUAGUGACUCAAACUUGUCUUUCGCAUGCCGCUCAGCAAGGGAAGUCGAACGCGACCAUGCAGCCCGCCGACGUGGGCACGAUGGGGGCGUCGCGCACGAACAACUCAAUCGCGUAUUUCCAGAGUUCGCCGAAGGAUCGCUUGCCAGAUCAAGGGCGCUGAAUGUCACUAGUGUGGAAAACAGCAUGGAUAAUCCGUUGGCAAUCCAUUCAGUGCGACAAUCAAAGCAGGAGUAUACGCAACGAAAACGUAACAAUGACGCGAAUCCGUUUGGUGGGCUUGCUGAUCCAACGCACCACGAUAAAGUCAAACAUUGGCUCAUUGACCAAGAAGACUUCAGUAUAAAGGCAGAGGCGGAAUCUUCGGAUCCGCAAUACCGCAACGUUGAUCUAUCGUUUAGACCGCAAGCACAUAUGGAUCGCACCCCUUCCUUCACAAGACGGUCGUUCGACUCCUGUGAUCUCUUUCUGGAGUCUAUUGGUCUUCUGGUCGCCAAGAAUGAUCAUGAAACCAUUGGCGACGAAGAUUUCGACAAUCUGCCAGACUGGUCUGAUGUAGAGGACGAUCCGGAAUAUAACGUGUUUUUCGAGGAGCUGGAGUAUCAGUGGUCAGAAAGCGCAGCAUCAUCCAAUUUCACUGCGGAGCUGGAAAGUGUGACAGACGAGCUUGUACGAUCUCCGCAGCACAUGAUGAGUGACGAAGAGGCGCUGCCAGAUUGGUCGGACGUGGAAGAUGAAGCAGGAUACAACAAAGCCGAAAGGCAGUCGUUUACAAGCAACCGCAGUAGUGCGAAAGGCGUGCCAGAUUUGAUUAUGCCUGCAGUAUACCUGCCUUCUUGA